This is a messenger RNA of Magallana angulata, 1431 nucleotides long. RefSeq lists its product as uncharacterized. The record is from RefSeq and is a predicted model, not a curated record. The transcript is spliced from 7 exons. Lineage: Eukaryota; Metazoa; Mollusca; Bivalvia; Ostreida; Ostreidae. The coding region runs from base 19 to 1278 and encodes 419 amino acids.
CUCAGAAAUUGUUAGGAGAUGUUUUCCAACCUGGCCCUCUUUGGAUUUCUUUAUUUUACAAACAUCAAUGUUUGUUGGAGUCUGUGUAAUUUAUGCAGACGAGUAAAUGUAACGACGGACCAGUCAUCAAUGUACAUAUUUACUAAAACUGAUAUAAAAUUGACAGCAGAUCGAGCAAUAGAUGGAAAGUUUCAGAAUUUUACAAAUGGCGACUGUGCAGGUACAAACGUUAAUGGAAAACACAAACAGGCAUGGUGGAACAUAUCUCUACCGGAUCAGGCAAACAUUUACAAAAUCAACUUAAUGUUCAGAGAAAAGUAUAUCCGCCAUUACGGUUACUACGUCUUUAUCAACAAAGAGGAUAUUAACAUUGAAGGUUUGACCUCCCUGACUCCCGUGUACCAUGAGGAGAAUGAAAAGCAUCCCGGUGUCCAGAAUAUUAUCAUGUUUCCUGGUGGUAUCCAAGGGAAACAAAUGUACAUUUAUCAUAACAAAUCUGGUGAGGGUGAGAAUAACAAAAACGUGUUGGACAUCUGUGAGGUGGAAAUCUGGGGUUGCUUAAACUACACUGAGAACGUUAAUUGCACAUGUUCACGAAAUGAAAGUGACAACCUCCUCCCUAAAGCAAUGCUAUCAUCGAUCGUUGCCUGGCCUAAUAAUAACCUGACUUUGAUUUGUCACCAGGGGAAUGUAAAAUUCCAAGAUAAAUUCAAACCGAAGUUAGAUUUAACUCACAACUAUCAAAAUAUUUCAUUCACUUGUCUAGAUGCUUGCCAUAAGGAUGCUUACAACGCCAUCACUACUGACGUGGAAAACUCCGGGCAAUUUAUGAGGUUGAGUGUUGAAGAUUAUUUCAAUUAUACCUGUAAAAUCGGGCACCGAUUUGAGUCGGGAAAUCUCAUCAGAAUUUGCCAGGAAAAUGGUUCUUGGAGUGGAGAAGAACCUAUUUGUAAACGAUGCAAAUGCCCUUGUGAACGAUUAGCGUCACAGAAUUUCAUCAAAGAUCCAAUUGUCCUUCAACAGAGAAUUGAGGAAACCAAACAAUUCCUCGCGGUGAAUAGAUCGGAGUUGUCUGCCUUUAAGAGAAAGAAGAUAUCCAGCUAUGACGGACGUGCUUCCUCUACAGGAAUAGGGAUGACUCUGGGGGUAGGGGUGAUAACCUUUGUUAUUGGCACAAUCAUCUGUUGUGAUCUACUCACGUGCAAGGCAAAGAAAAGGAAGAAGAAUGUUCCAAAGAGAGUGACUUUGCGUACGCGGUGGAAAACCUUACAAAAUUAAACACGCACUGUAGCUUGUAUUUUCUCAUUUUUUGUAACAAGAUCAUUGACCACGUGAAAUGAACAUUAUUAUGGUUGGACUUUUUGGGGAUUAUUGUCCUACUAUAUCUUUGAAAUAUCUUUGAAAAACGCUUGAUAUACGAGCAUAUUUGUU